UUCUCAUUUUACACAGGCAUAUUCUAUGGAGAGGAGACAAAGAAUCACAAACUUCAUCUAAUUUCUGGAUAUAUGCCUGAAUUAAAGAGAUUCUUGUUCUUCCUUGGGAAGCUUGAUGGUGGCCUCAAAUUGGUGACAGAGGCGACAGUUUUCAGGAGGCAUUUCCUGCCUUUGUGGUGCCACCGAAUGCUGUUUGGGUUUUGAGUAUGUGAGCAAACACUUGGAGACCUGGAUUAUUUUGGUUACACACUAAACAACCAGAGAAGCGAAGGGGAUUCUAACAUCCACUCAUUCGACAUCCUGCAAGAAGGAAACAACGUUCUAGGGUCCUUGACUUCUGGCAAUUCUUGUACUUGUGAGUCUGAAGAGGGGAAAAAAAAAUAUGCGUCACUGAAUAAACUCAGGUGUCGCUGAACUGCACUAAUGACGCUGCUUAGCCAUCUGGCCAUGGAGAUUGGAUUUGCCUGAAGCUUAAUCUCUUGGGAUUUGUACGCUUGACCGUUCUGCGACAUGUUUUCCAUUUAAAGUCGAAUCCAGAACUUUCUCUUUAAUAUGUAUGUAUCUGGGCAGUGAAAGCCUGAUGGAACUCACUCCGAAUGUGUCACAGGAGCUCACCGGAUGGUGAGAAGAAGGCUGGUGACGUGACACCCCCUGCUGACCUGCGGGAGAAUCUAGGUCCUUAUCUUUCAACGCUGCCUGACAGGCCAGGUCUCCAGGCCCUUUCCAUCAGUCACUGGGCUGGUGGUGACUCAUUAUGUUCCUUCACCCCAGGCUUUGAAGAAGUUGGAGUGCCAAAGAAGACCUUUGAAGUGUAAAAAUUCCUGUAAUUGAAACCAAAAUGUCUUUCAUAGAUCCUUACCAGCAUAUUAUAGUGGAGCACCAGUAUUCGCAUAAAUUCACAGUCGUGGUGUUACGUGCCACUAAAGUGACAAAGGGGGCCUUCGGUGACAUGCUUGACACUCCAGAUCCCUAUGUGGAACUCUUCAUCUCCACAACCCCUGAUGGGAGGAAGAGAACAAGACACUUCAAUAAUGACAUCAACCCUGUGUGGAAUGAGACCUUUGAAUUUAUUUUGGAUCCUAAUCAGGAAAAUAUUUUGGAGAUCACGCUAAUGGAUGCCAAUUAUGUCAUGGAUGAAACUUUGGGGACCGCAACAUUUCCUAUAUCUUCCAUGAAAGUGGGAGAGAAGAAAGAAGUUCCUUUUACUUUCAACCAAGUGACUGAAAUGAUUCUGGAAAUGUCUCUUGAAGUUUGCUCAUGCCCAGACCUGCGGUUCAGCAUGGCUCUGUGUGAUCAGGAGAAAACUUUCAGACAGCAGAGAAAAGAGAACAUCAAGGAAAACAUGAAGAAACUCCUGGGUCCCCAGAAGAGUGAAGGAUUGAGUUCUACACGGGAUGUGCCCGUGGUGGCUAUCUUGGGUUCUGGAGGGGGUUUCCGGGCCAUGGUGGGAUUCUCCGGUGUGAUGAAGGCACUAUAUGAAUCAGGAAUUUUGGAUUGUGCUACCUACAUUGCUGGUCUUUCUGGCUCCACAUGGUACAUGUCCACCUUGUACUCUCAUCCUGAUUUCCCAGAGAAAGGGCCGGAGGAGAUAAAUGAAGAGCUAAUGAAAAAUGUUAGCCACAACCCCCUUUUACUUCUCACACCACAGAAAGUUAAAAGAUACGUGGAGUCCUUAUGGAAGAAGAAAAGCUCUGGUCAACCCGUCACUUUCACGGACGUCUUUGGGAUGUUAAUAGGAGAAACACUAAUUCACAAUAGAAUGAACACUACUUUGAGUAGCCUGAAGGACAAAGUCAAUGCUGCCCGAUGCCCUUUGCCACUCUUCACCUGUCUCCACGUCAAACCCGAUGUGUCAGAGCUGAUGUUCGCAGAUUGGGUUGAGUUCAGUCCCUAUGAGAUUGGCAUGGCUAAAUAUGGCACUUUUAUGACUCCUGACUUAUUUGGAAGCAAAUUUUUUAUGGGAACAGUUGUGAAGAAAUAUGAAGAAAACCCCUUGCAUUUCUUAAUGGGUGUUUGGGGAAGUGCCUUUUCUAUACUGUUCAACAGAGUCUUGGGAGUUUCUGGUUCACAAAACAAGGGAUCUACAAUGGAGGAAGAAUUAGAAAAUAUCACAGCAAAGCAUAUCGUGAGUAACGACAGCUCGGAUAGCGAUGACGAAUCACAAGAACCCAAAGGUACCGAAAAUGAAGAUGCUGAAAGGGAAUAUCAAAAUGAUAGUCAGGCAAGUUGGGUCCAUCGUAUGAUAAUGGCCUUGGUGAGUGAUUCAGCUUUAUUCAAUACCAGAGAAGGCCGUGCUGGAAAGGUGCACAACUUCAUGUUGGGCUUGAACCUCAAUACGUCUUACCCACUGUCUCCUCUGAGAGACUUUACCACACAGGAAUCCUUCGAUGAUGACGAUGAUGAGCUGGAUGCAGCUGUAGCAGAUCCAGAUGAAUUUGAGCGAAUAUAUGAGCCACUGGAUGUAAAAAGUAAAAAGAUUCAUGUAGUGGACAGUGGGCUCACAUUUAACCUGCCUUACCCCUUGAUCCUGAGACCUCAGAGGGGUGUCGAUCUUAUCAUCUCCUUUGACUUUUCUGCAAGACCAAGCGAUACUAGCCCUCCGUUCAAGGAACUUCUACUUGCGGAAAAGUGGGCUAAAAUGAACAAACUCCCCUUUCCAAAGAUUGAUCCUUACGUUUUUGAUCGGGAAGGACUGAAGGAGUGCUAUGUCUUUAAACCCAAGAAUCCUGAUGUGGAGAAAGACUGCCCGACUAUCAUCCACUUUGUUCUGGCCAACAUCAACUUCAGAAAGUACAAGGCUCCAGGUGUUCCAAGAGAAACCAAUGAAGAGAAAGAAAUAGCAGACUUUGAUAUUUUUGAUGACCCUGAAUCACCCUUUUCAACCUUCAACUUUCAAUAUCCAAAUCAAGCAUUCAAAAGGCUGCAUGAUCUGAUGUACUUCAAUACCCUGAACAAUAUCGAUGUGAUAAAAGAUGCCAUCGUUGAGAGCAUUGAAUAUAGAAGACAGAAUCCAUCCCGCUGCUCUGUUUCCCUCAGCAAUGUUGAGGCAAGAAGAUUUUUCAACAAGGAGUUUUUAAGUAAACCCCAAGUAUAGUCUGGACAGGGCAGUGGUUUCUGAUGCUGCAGUUUGAAAUUCCAUGGUAACUGGAUUUAAAAGCACAGUACAGAGAGUCAUACUGAACAUAAAAGACUGACUGGUACAGGUGCAGUUGUUUAGCUGCCUGAAAAUGCUAAUACUACAAAUUUGUUAGGUGGAUAAAUGAUGUUGUUUAUGUAAAAAAUAUGCUUAGCAUCAGUUUCUGAAUUUCCUGAUGUAAAUGUAGGGACAUAUGCCAUAUUUUAAAACAUUCCUCACCAACCUUUGUAUGUGCGCUUUUCUUACAGAUGUGGUUUUCUUUUUGAGAUAUUUAAUAGUUCAGUAAGAAAGACUUGCCAUUGUUUGUGAAUGUUAUUCACUGAUCAGAAAUUUUUCAUGCCAUGAGACAACACUAUUUUUAUAUAUGUAUAUGUACAUAUAUCAAAUAAAUACAUCAGUCUGCAAAAUU
Sciurus carolinensis (gray squirrel) is the source of this 3545-nucleotide messenger RNA. It is a transcript of the gene Pla2g4a, whose product is annotated as phospholipase A2 group IVA. The transcript has 19 exons. Bases 839 to 3094 code for a protein of 751 amino acids. Gene Ontology annotation, biological process: glycerophospholipid catabolic process. Gene Ontology annotation, molecular function: calcium-dependent phospholipid binding; calcium ion binding. The record is from RefSeq and is a predicted model, not a curated record. Lineage: Eukaryota; Metazoa; Chordata; Mammalia; Rodentia; Sciuridae. Gene Ontology annotation, cellular component: Golgi apparatus; endoplasmic reticulum; nucleus.